Molecule: messenger RNA, 3769 nt
Organism: Pseudo-nitzschia multistriata
Lineage: Eukaryota; Bacillariophyta; Bacillariophyceae; Bacillariales; Bacillariaceae
Source: the annotation of a GenBank genome assembly
CAGUUCCAACCCCGAACAUUCGAUUGAAACUCGAAGGUCGUUUUGUUGGAUAACAUUGCGUCCAUCAGGAUACGGUGAUCUUGUGAAAAUGAGAUUUCAUCCCUUGGCAGUGUCAGUUGCUGUGGGUGCAUUGGCGUCGUCUACAAAUGUGGAUGCCUUUGUGAUCCCCAAUUCUUCAACCUCAUCUCAAACUGCUACAGCAAAGUCGAGAUUGGCAUCGGCAUGGAUGGCGGGCAACGACAAUCAGUACGUAAAUCUCGAAGAAAAUUUGUUCAAACCCAACUCAAAGGUCAAUGAUGCCACUAGCGCAAACACAAAAGAUGCCACGACCAUCGAAAGCAGUAGCAUGGCUCCGAUAGAGAAUGAGAAACCGAAGAAACCGAAAAAUGUCAACAAACGGGCUGAAAAGAUCCGAGCCCAACUCGAGGCCGAUCUCGCGGCUGCCGAAGAAUCGCGGACCCGUACCGCAAAACAAUUAGCAGACGCCGAAGCAAACAGGCUUGCACUAGAGGCAGAAGCUGGGAAAGCAGCAAAGGAAGCAGAAGCGCUGGAAGCUAAAUUCAACGCAUUCCAAGCGAAAGAAGCCGCCAGAGCCGCGGGUGGUGGUGGUUUGAGUGCCGCAAGCAUUGUGGGCGAAAUUGCUGGUCCGCUUGUAGGUGGUUUCGCCACCUUUGGAGGGUUGGCUAUCGCUAGAGACUCUUUGGCUUCGCGAAGUAAAAAGGCCGAAGAAGAACGGUUGGAAAGAGAAGAAGCAGAACGGCAAGCAGAAAAGGCGGCCAAAAGGCAAGCUGCCCAGGAAGCACAAUCUAAGAACACGUUGCCGAUUGUGAGUGGACUUGCUGGAUUGGGUGCCUUUGGAGCUUUUUUGGGCUCAGGUAGUUUUGGAGGAGGAGGUCAAGUUGAUGGCAGCGUAGACGCCUCAUCGAAGCAACAACCAAAUAUCAGUAAGGGAAAUGAUGUCGAAUCUGUCACAACGGCGGUUCCCGACCCCUACGCAAAUGUUGAACUACCUUACCUCGAAAAAGAAAUCGCCAAGGCCGAAACAAAGAACAAGCCGAAACUAUCACGACCGAAAUCGAAGAAGCAGCUGGCACGAGAGGCCGCGGAAGAACAAAGGGCAACAGAAGCGCGAUUAGAGCAGAAAUUGGCGGAAGCCCCUGAGCUCGCGCGAAAAGCCGCGGAAGCCGAGGCAAAAGCUGUAGCAGAAGCACAAGCCGCCGAGCAAGCAAAAAUCGAGGCCGAGAAAAAAGCUGCAGAAGAGAGGAGCCUAGCAGAAGCUCAAGCCGCUGAGCAAGCCAGAAUUGAAGCUGAAAGAAUGGCAGCAGAAGCGAAGGCUGCGGAGCAAGCGAGGAUAGAAGCUGAUAAAAAGGCAGCGGAGGCAAAGGCAGUUGAGGAAGCAAGGAUCCAAGCUGAGAGAAAGGCAGCAGAUCUGAAAGCUGCAGAGGAAGCAAAAAUCAAAGCAGAGAGAGAGAGGGCCCUUGCUGAGAAGCGUGCUUUAGAUGCGAAACUAGCCGCCGAAAAAAAAGCUGCGGAAGAGAUGGCUGCUGCUGAAGAAAAAGCCAAGGCGGAAAAAAUCGCCGCAGACAAACUGGCGUUCGAAAAAAUGCAGGCAGAAGCAGCAGAGAAAGCUAAGGCAGAGAAACUGGCUGCGGAUAAACUAGCCUUUGAAAAAAUGCGAGUUGAAGAAGAAGCGAAGGCCCAAGCUAAGAUCAAAGCCGAACAAGCCGCCGCCCUCGAAUUGUUGAAACAACAAGAGGAGGAAUCAAAAGGUUUUCUUCCAAAGGUACCAGCUGUUGCAGAAAUGCUAUUCGGAAAUCUCAAACCGUCCCAGAUCACCGACAAAGGACUGUCAAUGUUGUUUACCCCGAAUACUCUCGUAGUAGGUGGUGUUGCAUUGGCUGGAGUGGCUGUUACUGCGGCCGUCGUAGCAGCUGGUGAAUCCCCAGAAGUGAAAAGCACCUUCAAAGUAACUGGGAAAACACCGAAGGAGUUCUUGGAAUCGAAAGGUCCUGCUGGAAGCCAAGCGCCCUCUCCGAAAAAGACUAUUCGCAUUCCGAAAUCGAAAGAACCAGAGAACCAGCCCUCCGUCAGAAAAACGCAGAUUUCCCCGGUAGCUGGAAGCAAAGAGGCUCUUCGGGAACAGUUGGCCAAGCAAAGAGACAAUAUCAACCGCMAAGCAUCAGAAAAAUUGGCAAAGGCGUCUACUGAUGGUCAAAAUCCGACGCCACCUUCCUCUCUUCCAAACACUGAUUCUCUUUCUACUAUUGAAUCGACUCUUGAGAAUGUGGAAAAUACGGAGCCUGCAUUUGUUCCUUCCUCUACCAAGAAAUCCUACUCUCCCUUCGGAGGAGGCAAACCAAAGGCUGUCGGGAACGAUUCUCUUUAUGCUCCUCCAGUGACUGAGACUUCAUCAGUCGACACAAACCUGGUUAAACCAACUUCAUCGCCUGAAGCACAAGGCUUUGAUAGUGCAUCAACUGCUGCUGUGCCAAAAAAGUCUUACUCUCCUUUUGGAGGAGGCAAACCAAAGGCUGUCGGGAACGAUUCUCUUUAUGCUCCUCCAGUGACUGAGACUUCAGCAGUCGAUACCCCUCUAGUUGAACCAACUCCUCCGAUUGUAGAACAAAGCUUUAGUGAUAAUGCAUCAGUUGCCGCUGUGUCAAAAAAGUCUUACUCUCCUUUUGGAGGAGGUAAACCAAAGGCUGUCGGGGAUGAUUCUCUCUAUGCUCCUCCAGUGACUGAGACUUCAGCAGUCGAUACACCUCGAGUUAAACCAACUCCUCCGAUUGCAGAACAGAGCUUUAGUGAUAAUGCAUCAGUUGCCGCUGUGCCAAAGAAGUCUUACUCUCCUUUUGGAGGAGGCAAACCAAAGGCUGUUGGGGACGAUUCUCUCUAUGCUCCUCCGGCGCCUCAAGCUUCAGCGAUUAACAGUAGUAGGAGAACGCCUGUAGUUGAACCAACUCCUCCGAUUGCAGAACAGAGCUUUACUGGUGAUGCUCCACCUGCUACAUUACCUAAAAAGUCUUACUCUCCUUUUGGAGGAGGCAAACCAAAGGCUGUUGGGAAUGAUUCUCUAUAUUCUCCCCCCCAGGGCACUUUUUCUUCUUUUGAAGAGACAGAACAGUUUUCAACCAACAACAGUAAUGCUCAAUCCUCAGAUUCAUUUUUUCAGGAUGAGCAAAUUUCAGAUAUCCCCGAGGAAUCUCCGUUGACAUACAACGUAUCCCCUCCAGCUCCAAAAAGUUACUCUCCCUUUGGUGGUACGAAACCCAUGGCAGCCAUGAGCGAUCCGUUAUAUCGCCCUACGGCUGAUCAACUUAACGAGCAAACUAUUACAUCGCCAAACCCAUCAUCAUCGCCCCCGAGUAACUAUUCACCAUUUGGGGAGGUGGAAUCCUUCGAUUCUUCUGACAAUUCUCUGUAUGCUCCCCCAUCUGAUGAUUCGUCUAGCACGACUCUGGAUGUUGAGGAGACGUCGUCUAUCCCAGAAACAAAUACCUCUGACGCUCCUCCCGCCAAGAAGUCGUUUUCACCUUUUGGCUGGAAGCCCCAAGCCCCUAGUGAUGCCGGAGGGAACAGCGGUGGGUACUUGGAUGGGCUCUGAGAUCAUUAGAUAUGCCAAUGAUUCCAAAGAAAUAAUCAUCUUCUUCUCAUCGAAAUUUCGCAGCAUACUAUUGCUGUUUCAAAAUGUCAACUUUCGAUGCAUUGGGGUCAUCUUGCAUAACGGGCUCGCUAACAUCCAAAGAAUCAAUAAGCUAUAUCCUACAAU